Messenger RNA from Cantharellus anzutake, 734 nucleotides. RefSeq lists its product as uncharacterized. The record is from RefSeq and is a predicted model, not a curated record. The transcript has a single exon. Lineage: Eukaryota; Fungi; Basidiomycota; Agaricomycetes; Cantharellales; Hydnaceae. Bases 45 to 605 code for a protein of 186 amino acids.
UGGGGGACCGAGGUCUGGGGUGGCAUCGCUUGAACUCAACGGCCAUGCAGGGCCAAAGGAGUACAAACAGCGUCCCGAUGACGGUCCCACAACCAGGCAUCUCCUCUCACCCUACCCACUUCUGCGACACCUUUUCACACACCCCACAUUUUACAGACAUGUCCAGGUUUGUCGCUUACGUCCGAGGCAGCUGUGGCACCAGAGAAAAGGCUCGCGCAUUUGCUCUUCAGAUGCUCUUAAUGCUGGAACGUUUCGUAGAGCUCUUCGUUUCGGACCCCCAAGAUCACGAUCUUAGAGCGAGAGUAACGACGUUGAGAAGCACACCAUGGGAUAGCGAUUACCGUCAUGGGCCCCUGAUGCCCUCACCAAGCAGCCUCUCCAGUUCAACCACCAGCACUAUGGGAUACAGCCUGUCCUCCUUGAAGACAAGUGCCUCCUUUACCCGUCUCCCCCUUGCGGCCAUCCAGCCUGACCUAACAAACAGACAUGCCAUUCGUGCACCGUCAGUAGUACCCAGUGGUCACCCACACAGUCAGCAAGUCCCCAACCCCCAGUUAUCUGGAAGAAUCGGAUGUGGAAGACGGGAGCUCGGACUUGGGUUCUGAUUACGAAACUCAACGUGGAUUCCACCCGAUUCGGCGAGUGGAUCUAGACAGCAAGAUAUACCACGAAUUAGGUGAAUUGAUGAGGAGGCCUCUUAAGCCCGAGGACUCGGGUAAAGGAUAUGUUUACAC